Messenger RNA from Hipposideros armiger (great roundleaf bat), 3466 nucleotides. RefSeq names its product frizzled class receptor 6 (gene FZD6). Gene Ontology annotation, molecular function: Wnt receptor activity; Wnt-protein binding. The record is from RefSeq and is a predicted model, not a curated record. Lineage: Eukaryota; Metazoa; Chordata; Mammalia; Chiroptera; Hipposideridae. Gene Ontology annotation, biological process: non-canonical Wnt signaling pathway; canonical Wnt signaling pathway. Gene Ontology annotation, cellular component: plasma membrane. The transcript has 6 exons. The coding region runs from base 156 to 2297 and encodes 713 amino acids.
UAAUUGAUGUGGAACUCAUUUUUAGGAAAAGAGCUUCAUUCAAAAUGGUAAAAUAAUGAAAUGAGGUAUUUGAACAUUUUAUCUUUGGAUGGAGAUCUGAGAAUGAAAAGAGCGAUUAAUCCAAGCCAUGUGGUAAAAGCAGGAAUUUGAAGAAAAUGGAAAUGUUUACAUUUUUGUGGACAUGUGUUUUCCUACCCUUCAUAAGCGGACACAGCCUUUUCACCUGUGAACCAAUUAUUGUUCCCAGAUGUAUGAAAAUGGCCUACAACAUGACAUUUUUCCCUAAUCUGAUGGGUCAUUAUGACCAGAGUACUGCUGCUGUAGAAAUGGAGCAUUUUCUUCCUCUUGCAAAUUUGGAAUGUUCACCAAAUGUUGAAACUUUCCUUUGCAAAGCUUUUGUACCAACCUGCACAGAGCAAAUCCAUGUAGUUCCACCUUGUCGUAAAUUUUGUGAGAGAGUAUAUUCUGAUUGCAAAAAAUUAAUUGACACUUUUGGGAUCCAAUGGCCUGAGGAACUUAAAUGUGACAGAUUACAAUACUGUGAUGAGACUGUUCCUGUAACUUUUGAUCCACACACAGAGUUUCUUGGUCCUCAGAAGAAAACAGAACAAAUCCAAAGAGACAUUGGAAUUUGGUGUCCAAGGCAUCUUAAGACUUCCGGGGGACAAGGCUAUAAGUUUCUGGGAAUUGACCAAUGUGCACCUCCAUGCCCCAACAUGUUUUUUAAAAGUGAUGAGCUCGAGUUUGCAAAAAGUUUUAUCGGAAUAGUUUCAAUAUUUUGUCUUUGUGCAACUCUGUUCACAUUCCUUACUUUUUUAAUUGAUGUUAAAAGAUUCAGAUACCCAGAGAGACCAAUUAUAUAUUACUCUGUCUGUUACAGCAUUGUAUCUCUCAUGUACUUUAUUGGAUUCUUAUUGGGCAAUAGCACAGCCUGCAAUAAGGCAGAUGAGAAGCUAGAAGUUGGUGAUACAGUUGUUCUGGGCUCUCAAAAUAAGGCUUGUACCGUUUUGUUUAUGUUUUUGUAUUUUUUCACAAUGGCUGGCACUGUGUGGUGGGUGAUCCUUACCAUUACUUGGUUCUUAGCUGCAGGAAGAAAGUGGAGUUGUGAAGCCAUUGAACAAAAAGCAGUGUGGUUUCAUGCCGUUGCAUGGGGAAUACCAGGUUUUCUGACUGUUAUGCUUCUUGCCAUGAACAAAGUUGAGGGAGACAACAUUAGUGGCGUUUGCUUUGUCGGCCUUUAUGACCUGGAUGCUUCUCGUUACUUUGUACUCUUGCCAUUGUGCUUUUGUGUGUUUGUUGGGCUGUCUCUUCUUUUAGCUGGCAUUAUUUCCUUAAAUCAUGUGCGACAAGUUAUACAACAUGAUGGCCGGAACCAAGAGAAACUAAAGAAAUUUAUGAUUCGAAUUGGAGUCUUCAGUGGCCUGUAUCUCGUGCCAUUAGUGACACUUCUCGGAUGUUAUGUCUACGAGCAAGUGAAUAGGAUUACCUGGGAGAUAACAUGGGUUGCUGACCAUUGUCGCCAGUACCACAUCCCAUGUCCUUAUCAGGCAAAAACAGAAAGUCGACCAGAAUUGGCUUUAUUUAUGAUAAAAUAUCUGAUGACAUUAAUUGUUGGCAUCUCUGCCGUCUUCUGGGUUGGAAGCAAAAAGACAUGCACAGAAUGGGCUGGGUUUUUUAAACGAAAUCGCAAGAGAGAUCCAAUCAGUGAAAGUCGAAGAGUACUACAGGAGUCGUGUGAGUUUUUCUUAAAGCACAAUUCGAAAGUUAAACACAAAAAGAAGCACUACAAACCAAGUUCACAUAAGCUGAAGGUCAUUUCCAAAUCCAUGGGAACCAGCACAGGAGCUUCGGCAAAUCAUGGCACUUCUGAGGUAGCAAUCACUAACCACGAUUACUUAGGACAAGACACUUUGCCAGAAAUCCAAACCUCUCCAGAAACGUCAGUGAGGGAAGUGAGAGAAGACGGAGUGAGCACCCCCAAAACAAGAGAACAGGACUGUGGGGAACCUGCCUCACCAGCAGUAUCCAGCUCCAAGCUCUGUGGGGAACAGGCUGACAGGAAAGGCCGGGCAGGCAACGUGAACGACAAGAGCAGUGUGUCUGAAAGUGGGCGGAGCGAAGGAAGGGUAACUCCUAAAAGCGAUGUGACUGCAGCCGGCCAGAUGCAGAGCAACAACUUGCGGGUCCCCGGUUCUUCAGAGCCAAGCAGCCUGAAAGGCUCCACAUCACUGCUCGUUCACUCGGCUUUGGGAGCUAGAAAAGAGCAGGGAGUCACAGGCAGUCACUCAGAUACUUGAAAACCAGGUUAUUCCGUUACUGGGAAGCGGACUUGUGUUACACUGGAGGUGACCAGUCCAUGGUCUUAUAAGAAUCACUGUUCUCUUCUUCUUUUGCACUUAGAGCUACAUUGCCUGCUGUUACACUGGAAACAAUCGAUUCUGAGAAUAUGAUUCAUUUCACAUAGAGGUCAAUGACAACAAUAUACCUGAAAAACAGAAUGUGCAGGUUAAUAAUAUUUUUUAAAUUGUGUGGGAGGAUGGAAUUAGAGGAAUCUUCUUUUCUAUUUAUGAAGAUUCUAUUCUUGUUAAAAGUAUUUUAAGCUGUACAAUGCUAUUUCACUUUUAUGCUAUAGAAUUAAGAUUUUUCUUUGCUGAAGUAUUUAAAACAUCCUUGUAUCUUUUUUAUAUAUUUUAAAAUAAGUUGAUAUAUAUUUGAAUUUUUUUAGAAAUCCUGGAAAAUCUAUUCAAAUAUUUUUAUUAUGUUAUUCUGAUAUCUUGGCACUACUUUGGUAGCUUUUACACUGAAUUUCUAAGAAAAUUGAAAAAUAGUAUUCUUUUGUAGUUUAAAAAAAUAGUUGAUACACCAAAAGGUGUUAUAAUGGGUAUUUAGCUUUAAAAAAAUCCAAUUACUCUACCUUAUCAUCUUCAGUGUGUGAACUUUAUAAAGUCUCAUUAUUUCAGGAAUUUCACAGCUUUCUUAUGCAACUGAAAUAAGGUGCUUAUUGAAUCCAAUGUUGAUUGUAUUAUGCUGCUUGCUGAUCCUUCUGUAUUUUUAACAGAAAAUGUCCUGAAGGAUUAGUAGAUGAAACAUUACUCUUUUAUAAACUAAGCCAAGUGCAAUCAAUUUUCUGUUUUUAAUGUUUCAUGACCACCCAAGACUGUAUUAUUAUGACCAUUUACAGUUGCUUAUACUUUUGUUUUAACUUUCGUGUUUUGACAUUUAAAUAGUACAGAUGCUUUGUAUUUGUGCAGUGUCUUUCUCAGACAUUAUGUAGAAUUAAUUUCUGCACUUAAAUAGGAUUUUGCUGAACAUUAAAAAAGUAUGUUAGCAAUAUUAGUGCCAAUCAAAUGGAAAAAAAAUGUAGUCCUGAUAAAACAAAAUGUAUUUUACAUGACAUACUUUAAAAUAUUAAAAUUUUGUUUCCAAUUAAGCAUUAUUCCUUGAACAGGUUUUCUGAUGCUUUUGG